GAGAGAGAGAGAGAGAGAGAGAGAAAAAAAAACCUCGAUGCGCACCGGAGCAAAGGGGAGUAUCCCGAGAUGAAGAGGAGAGAGGGAUAAAUAGAAGAGGAGACACGGAGGGACAUGAACUCCUGCAUCCCGGAUCACCUGCACACAGCAAGAUAACGGUGGACUUUAAUCUCGUUCCCGUGGCAUGCAGCCGAAACGGUGACUGCGCCAAAACGCGCGCUCCUUGAGGAUCCAGCUGAGCGUCACCAGCACGUCCAACUUUUCUAUUUUCUGCUCCUCUUCCUCACGCCGAGGCUCUGCAUCCAUCACGUCAUCCUCUUGGACUUCCAUAACCACGGUCGCGUGUCUGAUCUGUGAUGGGGGCAGCGGCGGAGGUUGGGAGCUUCGCCAACGGUUUUCUGGACAGCUUCGGCGCCGCUCCGGUUCCCGCUGGCUCUCACUUCGUGUUGACCCCAGCGGGGCCGGUAGACUACAACUCGGUGACCGGACUGGGACUGAUGAUGGGGCUGCAGGGGCAGCAACAGGAUCACCUGGUGUCCGCGGAGAGACUGUCCCGGAGCCUGGCGGACCUGAGCCACCUGAAGGGGAUUCUGAGGCGCCGGCAGCUCUACUGCAGGACGGGCUUCCACCUGGAGAUCCGAGCCGACGGUACCGUGCAGGGAACCAGAAAGGACCACAGCAGAUUCGGUAUUUUGGAAUUCAUCAGUUUGGCUGUGGGUCUAGUCAGCAUCAGAGGGGUGGACAGCGGCCUCUAUCUUGCCAUGAACAGCAAAGGUGAACUGUAUGGAUCGGAGAAGUUGUCUGCAGAAUGUGUUUUUAGGGAGCAGUUUGAAGAAAACUGGUACAACACAUACUCCUCCAACAUUUACCGACAUGGAGAAAAAGGUGCAUUUUACUUUGUGGCUCUGAACAAAGACGGGACAUCCAGGGACGGAACGAGGUCCAGGCGGCACCAGAGGUUCACUCACUUCCUACCGAGGCCAGUUGACCCGGACAGGGUACCAGAGCUCUACAGGGACAUACUGGGCCAGAGUUGAGACUGAAAUGGCAGUAACCCAAAGCUCUUCAGAGCUGGUGCACCGGAUCCUGAGGGAGAUGGAAUAUAUGUUUGUUCUGGACAAACAGGAUCCACACUCCUGGUCAGGGACCAUCUGUGGAGAUCAACAUGGCCUGUCGUACAGGAUUAAGGAUUUAAAAAAGAUGUCAAAGUAAUCAGGCAAUUUUUUAAAAAUCUUCUGCACCUGCCGGGAUGUGUCAGUUCUGUUUUCAGUCAGCCAGUGCAUUUUACUAGGCAAAAGUACCUGUGGACAUGAAGACAAUAAGGGCUACAGCAAUCCAACAUUUGUCCGCAGUGAUCUGAACUUUCGCCCAAAUGAAUGACCGCUGUCUGAUCUUGUCAGGGAGUUUUGGAAUCCACAGAAAUGUGUGCCACAUUUGGUCCAAAUUGUGUUGAACAUAAAAUUCCUUGACUUUUGCCAAAAUAAAUUCUUUAAGGGGAAUUUCAUUGACAUACCAAAUUUGGUAGAAACCAGCACAAGGACCUCAGAGG
Messenger RNA from Thalassophryne amazonica, 1549 nucleotides. Its product is annotated as fibroblast growth factor 20-like. Gene Ontology annotation, molecular function: growth factor activity; fibroblast growth factor receptor binding. The record is from RefSeq and is a predicted model, not a curated record. Lineage: Eukaryota; Metazoa; Chordata; Actinopteri; Batrachoidiformes; Batrachoididae. The transcript has 3 exons. Bases 357 to 1037 code for a protein of 226 amino acids. Gene Ontology annotation, biological process: positive regulation of gene expression; fibroblast growth factor receptor signaling pathway; cell differentiation. Gene Ontology annotation, cellular component: cytoplasm.